AUGUUUGGGAUGGCUCGACAGCGGCCUCCGCUGCUAAAGCAGCGAGGGAGAGUGAAAACCCUGAACAGACUUUCACGGAUGACCUCGAGCUCAGCUGCUCGCUUAUCUACAGAAAGCGCCACUGCGCGGACUGAAAGGUUGGCUUCAACGGCUUCAAUCAUGUCCGCACGCCGCGCCAGGCUUUCAGUUGAAGAACGUUCACUUCAGAAUUCACAGGACGCAGUCCGCGUGGCUAGGUUGAGGGCUUCAAAGUCCCCAGUACAGAAAACCCUUCGUAGAACACUAGGGCUACAGCCGCCUCUAGAGCUUCGGAACAACCCCAAGAAACCGCUCUUUAGAAAUACCCUAUCCACCGCGUCUGCCAGAGCCUUAGAAAGCCCUGCACAGACCACUGUUCGUCGCGUUAGAAAUGCCCGCUCUACUGCGUCUGCCAAGGCUGCAGAAAACUCUGAAGUACGCCGUCAACGGCUCGAAAACAUUAGCCAACUUCGAGCUUCUUUGAAUGGCGUAACUUUGCCGUCUGCGUCAUUUUGGUCAAAUGUCGCAUACAAUUAUGACUGCACUGUCAACUAUUCCGCUAGGAGAAACGUACAAAUAGGGGCCAUGGAUAAAGUUUUCACUUUUUGCAACGCAAAAAAGUGGGCCGGUGAGCAACCUGGGCUUUGUUGCUCUGGGGGCAAAAUCAAACUCCCUUCUUUAGACGAACCUCCCCAGCCGCUUAGGGACCUUUUUCUGGAUACAACUUCGGAGUCAACGCAUUUUCUUGAAGCAAUACGGAAGUACAACUGUUGCUUCCAGAUGACGUCUUUUGGUGCGAAGGCUAUUAUUGAGGGGGUGGGAUGGAUGCCUACUUUCAAAAUGCAAGGCCACGUUUACCACUUAAUGGGAUCACUUUUGGCUGAUCAGAGAGAGCCACCUCAGUUCCUACAAAUUUACUUUCUCGCUGACUACAACGAGCAGGUUGAUGCGCGUCUCGGCAUUCUGCCUAGCGAUAUUUCCAUCGGUCCCAGUAGAGACAUUCUGUUCCGUCUACAAGACAUGCUUCACGAAACGAACAGUUACAUCCGAAGCUUAAAGUUUGCGUUGCAAAACAAAUCUUCGCCCUCUUUCAGCGUUGUCAUCGAUUUCAGACAGACGGCCUCACGAUUUUUUUUUCACUUUUACCAACCUUUCCCCUUUUCUUCUGUGUUAAUUAUCUUUAUUGUUUUUCUCUUCUUCUUCUCCUUCAUCAUCAUCAUCACCAUCAUCAUCAUUGACUACCAUAUUUCUUCCCGCAUUUUUUUCUUUCUUUCUUUUUCCUUUAUCUUCUCCUUCCCGCUCUUUUUUCGUUCCUUCUCUCUCUCCUCCUAUCCUCCUUGUUCUCCCCUUCUUUAUUGCUUACCUCUUCUUCCCUCCUCUUUUCUUUUCUUUUCUUUUUCUACUGCUCUUUUGUUGUUUUCCUCUUUUCUUCUUCAUGUCCUUUUUUUCUUCCUCCUCCUCUUUUUUUCAUCUUCUCUUUCUUCCUAUUUAACUUGUUUUAGCAACUUCAUAUUUUUUUUUCGUUUUCCCUCUAUUUUUCUCUUGUGCCCCUCUUUCAUUCUUCUACAAUAUGCACUUUGCUCCUCUUCCUUCUACUCCUUCCCCAAUUGUUCUUCUAUCCUUUCUCUUUUCCUUCCCCCACAUCUUCCUCUUCUCCUAUAUUCCGCCCCCUUUUUUAACAAUCUAACUCUUCUCUUCUAA
Acanthosepion pharaonis is the source of this 1719-nucleotide messenger RNA. The record is from the annotation of a GenBank genome assembly. NCBI's taxonomy places the organism in Eukaryota, Metazoa, Mollusca, Cephalopoda, Sepiida, Sepiidae.